This is a messenger RNA of Akanthomyces muscarius, 2055 nucleotides long. RefSeq lists its product as uncharacterized. The record is from RefSeq and is a predicted model, not a curated record. NCBI's taxonomy places the organism in Eukaryota, Fungi, Ascomycota, Sordariomycetes, Hypocreales, Cordycipitaceae. Gene Ontology annotation, biological process: fatty acid beta-oxidation using acyl-CoA oxidase; lipid homeostasis. Gene Ontology annotation, cellular component: peroxisome. The transcript has 6 exons. Gene Ontology annotation, molecular function: FAD binding; acyl-CoA oxidase activity; fatty acid binding. The coding region runs from base 1 to 2055 and encodes 684 amino acids.
AUGUCGUUUCCGGAUAACCUCAAGCCCAAGGAGCCAAGCGGCCCGUCGCUCCUCGAAAGAGAACGCCGUCAGUCCCCCGUGGCCGUUGAUGCGCUCGGCAAGCACAUAUUUUCAGGCACCGGCUUCCUCGAGCGUCAGGCGCGCGUGCUCGCCGCCAUGGAAAAGGAGCCGCUGUUCGACAAGUCGCAGCAGCAGCAGCUAUCCCGCAUGGAGCGCGUCAAGUUGGGCCUCGCGCGCGGCAAGCUGAUGCGCAGGCUGCAGGAGAAGCACGGCUGGGACAUGGAUGACUACCACAUGGCCGCGUACCUGCUGGGUGAGCAGAGCCCGUAUCGCCUCCACGUGGGCAUGUUCCGGACGACGAUUGAGGAGCAGUCGAGCGACGCGCAGAUGGCGUACUGGAUGCCCCGCGUCGACGGCUGGCAGAUCAGCGGCACCUACUCGCAGACGGAGCUCGGCCACGGCAGCAACGUGCGCGGCGUCGAGCUCGAGGCGCGCUGGGACCCGUCGGCCAAGGAGUUUGUCGUGCACAGCCCGACGCUGACGGCGGCCAAGUGGUGGAACGGCUCGCUGGGGAGGACGGCGAACCACGCCAUCUUGAUGGCGCAGCUGAUGGUGCCGGAUCCCAAGCGGCAAGGCCAGUACAUCUCGCACGGGCCGCAGGCGUUUAUUGCCCAGAUUCGAGACACCAAGACACACCUGCCCCUCAAAGGUAUCGUCAUCGGCGACAUUGGCGUCAAGAUUGGCUUUACGUCGAUGGAUAAUGGCUACAUGCUGUUCAAUCAGUUCAGGAUCCCGCACUCGGCACUGCUCUCGCGAUAUGUCCAGCUGGACCCAGAGACGAGUGUCUUUACCAAGUCUCCAAACGCGGCUCUGGCUUACGGAACGAUGACUUCCAUCAGAACUGUCCUCGUCGAAGAGGCCGGUACGCAUCUUGCGCGCGCCGUCACCAUUGCCAUACGAUAUGCUGCGAUUCGCCAGCAAUUCCGAGACAAGGACUCCCAGGACCCGCGCAGUGCAGAGCUGCAAGUACUCGACUAUCCCACCGUUCAGGUCCGUCUGUUCCCGCUACUGGCUGCUGCUUUUGCUCUCCAAUACACCGGCAAGGUCAUGCGCCAGGACUACGCCAAGACGCGCGGCGAGGUCGAAAAGGGCAAUCUCGAGGGCCUCGCCGUCAUGCACAGCAACUCGUCCGGCCUCAAGAGCCUGAGCACCGAGAUUACGAACGCGGGCAUCGAGACGUGCCGGAGGGCCAUGGGCGGGCACGGCUACGGCAGCGGCAGCGGGCUCGUCGAGAUGCAAAAGGACUACCAGGCGAAGCCGAUCCUCGAAGGCGACAACUGGAUGAUUACGCAGCAGACGUCGUCGUUUCUGAUCAAGAGGAUGACUGCUGCGGUCAAGACGCAGAGAGAGCCGCCCAAGGAUCAGACAGAUGCACAGCUCAAGGGUUUUCUUGACCGAAAAGACCAGGGCAGGGCAUUUGACAUUUUAAACAACGAUGCCGAUAUCCAGGAAAGCUUCAAGUGGCGAGCGGCUUCUAUGACGUACGAUGCUUACCAGGCACGCGUGGUUAACAAGAAACGCCACAAUGACCUGUUGAUCCAGUUUCACAAGCUUAGCCACGCGCACUCGCAAUCGAUCAUGGUCUCGUCCUUUUUCAGCACUCUCACCUCAUCCAACGACCUCCCUCGCGAGACAAAGAACGUUGUCUUUGAUCUUUACAGGCUGUUUGCAUACACCACCAUCCAAGUCGAGAGCUACGAAUUCCUUCGAUGCGGCGCUGCGUCCGCCAAGGAUCUCGAUGUCCUUCCUGACAGAAUACAAGACUUGCUUUCGCGCAUCCGUCCUCACGCCGUCAAUCUCGUCGACGCUUGGCAGUUUCCCGAUUAUCUCCUGGACAGUGCGCUUGGUCGGUAUGAUGGCAACGUGUACGAGGAUCUCUUUAACCGCGCUCAUCGACUGAAUCCGCUCAAUGAAGUUGUGUUUAAUCCGGAUUACAAGGAUGAUGAGAUUGUAAAAGGAAGCGGCGAGCGGAAACCGCUGUCAUCCAAGCUAUAA